Molecule: messenger RNA, 2009 nt
Organism: Dermatophagoides pteronyssinus (European house dust mite)
Lineage: Eukaryota; Metazoa; Arthropoda; Arachnida; Sarcoptiformes; Pyroglyphidae
Source: RefSeq, a predicted model, not a curated record
ACAAAGUUAUUCGACUGAAAUAUUUCGGAAAUUGUAAUUUUUCCUUGCAAGAAAAGAAAUACCGAAACUUGUUAUUCAAUUUUCGUGUGUGAGUUUAUGUGAUAACAACAUUACAUUUUGAAAUAUUCAACGAACCAUGAGUGGUAAGAAUAAAGAUAAUUCAGUUAAAAAUAAAAUGUCUAAUAAGACAAAAAAUGUUCCGGAUAAAAGUUUAAAGAAAAAACAACAAACUGCACCGACAAAAGCAGGACCACCGGAUACAAGUAAAAAAAGUGGAAGAAAUUCAGUAAAACAACAAGGUAAUGAAAAAAGUAAAACAGUUAAACAUAUGCCACCACCACCACCACCACCAACGCAACAUUAUUCGACAAAAAAAUCAUCACGUGAUAGUGGUUCGAUUAAGAAAAAAGAUAAAAAUUCAUCGAAAAAAUCUAAAACUGAAAGUACAAAAAAGAAAAAACCUGAUAAACCUAAACCAAAAUUGAUGAAUAAACAAAUGGAAAUGGAAACAGCAAUACAGACAAAGACUGGUGGUAAUUCACCAAUACAAAAAUCUAAAAAAGAUAAAUCUGGAAAAACAGCAGCAGCAGCAGCGGCAGCAGCAGCUGCAGCAGCAACAGCAGCAGCCGCAGCUAAAGAAUUGGAAAAAGAAUCCACCAAAAAAUCAAGAGCUGAAGAAUUACCAUCCGAUAUGGAACAACCAUCUGAUUAUGCGGAUGCACAAGAAUCACCACCGAAAAUUGAACAAACAACAACCGAAUUGCAACAUCCAAAGGAAAAAGAAUCAACCGCACAACAAACACCACCAGUAUCGGAUAUUGAAACAUCUGAAGAUAAAUCAUCAAAGAAAAAAAGACAUGAUGAAGAAGAUGAUGAAGAAAGUGGUGAAAGUAAAGAUGAUGAAUUACAUGAAAGUGAUCAACAAGAUGAUGAACGAACAUUAUCAUCAUCACAAAAUGAUGAUGAUGAUGAUCCAACAUCAUCAACAUCGGCUGAUGAAAUGACUGGUUCGGAUACAGAAAAUGCAUCCGAUAAUGAUGUAAGUGAUGAUAAAGGUAAAGAAAAAGAAAAAGAAAAGGAGAAAGAAAAAGAAAAAGAAAAGGAAAAGGAGAAAGAAAAGGAAAAGGAAAAAGAAAAAGAAAAAGAAAAAGAAAAAGAAAAAGAAAAAGAAAAAGAUGAUAGUGUUAAGAAAAAGGAUAAAAAUAAAACAACAACAAAAUCGUCAUCAUCAUCACCACCACCACCAGCCGAUUCUGAACAAUUGGAAUCAACAAAACCAACUAUUAAUCAGCAAUUGAAAGCAAAAAAAGGUGGCGCUGCUUUAACAACAGCAAUGGGUACUAGCGAAAGAAUUACAAAAGCUGAAUUUGAAUCAUUGAAUGAUGAGAUAAAUGAACUAAAUUCCGGUGUAAAUACAUUAAAACAUUCAUAUGGUAGUAUAAUUAAAUCGUUGAUUGCAAUGCAAAAUAAACGAUUAUUGAAGAAAAAAUUAGCUAAACAACAACAACAACAAAUGGCAUUAGCUGAUGGAAAAAAAGUUAAUUUUCUAGUAACAUUAUCAACAAUGGAUCCAAAACAAAAAGAAGAAAUGGCAUCAGGAGGUGGAACAAAUGAAUCAUCAUCAAUGAAUAGCGAUAAAUUUAAUAUGGAAAAUUUUCUUAAUCCAAUGACACGUGAAAAUACAUUUCAGAUGUUAUUCAAUGAGGUCGAUGAUUUAAAUAAACGUACCGAACAUUUACGUACAAAUUUUUAUGAUCGUCGUGGUAAUUUUUUACGUGCCAAAUAUGAACAAUCGGAUUAUCAUUUGGAUAGGAAAAAAUUUAAUCAUUUAAAACUAUGGACAAAAAAUUUAUUGACAAUUGUAAGUGAAUUGGCUCGUAAUUAUAAUGAUGAUCUACUUAAUAUGUUUCGUUUGGUUUAAACAAAACAAACAAACGAAAAGAAAAGAAAAAGCAACAGAGAUUCGAAGACAACAACAAAAAAAAAAUCCGGAAGCAAAAGAAUCAUAU